AUGCAGUCCUGUAAUAUCAAUGCUAUCAGGCAGAUCGCAAGUACCGCUGCGCACACCAACGCAGGGAACUCUGUUAUAUGUGGACCUGCAGUAAAACUAUUACUGCAGCAGUAUGACAUCAAUCGGGAAUUAGUGAAAGGCAGUGGACCUAAAAGUAACCUGCUGAAGAGUGAUGUACUAACCUAUAUCAAGCAUAAAGGUCUGAAACCAGUACCAAUCAAAUUUUCAAAUGUACCCGAAGUUUCCUCAGCUGCGAAGACUGAGAAGAAGGAUAGAACUGUAUUCGUUGGUUCCCGGAGAAAUGUGGAAAAGUUUGUGGACAUACCCUUAACAAAUAUUCGCUCCACGAUCGCUAAGCGUUUGUCUAUGUCUAAGCAAAUGAUUCCGCACGAGUAUCAAUCUAUCGAAGUCAAAUCAGAUGCUAUUCUUGCUCUACGCAAGAAACUGAAAUCAGAUGGUGUUGUUCUUUCACUUAAUGAUUUCAUCAUUAAAGCGGCUGGGCUCGCAUUACGCGCUGUACCAGAAAUUAACGUUAGAUGGAAUAAUAACCAAGUUGAGUACCUUCCAACUGUAGAUAUAUCUGUUGCUGUUGCAACUCCGACAGGUUUGAUAACUCCCAUUGUAACGAAUGCUGAUGUUCUCGGUGUACGGAAUAUUUCUCAUAAAGUGAAGGAGUUAUCAAACAGAGCCAGAGAAAACAAGCUACAGCCUCACGAAUUUCAAGGUGGAUCUUUCACGGUUUCCAACUUGGGAAUGUUCGGAAGUGUAAGCAACUUCACUGCUAUUAUUAAUCCUCCACAAGCUGCUAUUUUAACUAUCGGUGGAAACCGAACCGUUUUGAACAACGAUUUGAAAGCUGAGAGCAGGUUCACCGUAACACUUUGCUUCGAUGGCAGGGCCAUCAGCGAAACGUCAGCAGCUUCGUUCUUAACUCAUUUUUCUGCUGCUCUGUCCGACCCCGAUGUAAUGAUUGCUGAGCCAUUCAAACCCGAAUUAGAUUUCGAUUUUGCUAAACUUCUCUGA
Molecule: messenger RNA, 1023 nt
Organism: Auanema sp. JU1783
Lineage: Eukaryota; Metazoa; Nematoda; Chromadorea; Rhabditida; Rhabditidae
Source: the annotation of a GenBank genome assembly